Myxocyprinus asiaticus (Chinese sucker) is the source of this 2035-nucleotide messenger RNA. Its product is annotated as dimethyladenosine transferase 2, mitochondrial-like. The coding region runs from base 152 to 1465 and encodes 437 amino acids. Gene Ontology annotation, molecular function: rRNA (adenine-N6,N6-)-dimethyltransferase activity; mitochondrial transcription factor activity. The record is from RefSeq and is a predicted model, not a curated record. The transcript has 9 exons. Gene Ontology annotation, cellular component: mitochondrial matrix. Gene Ontology annotation, biological process: rRNA methylation; transcription initiation at mitochondrial promoter. NCBI's taxonomy places the organism in Eukaryota, Metazoa, Chordata, Actinopteri, Cypriniformes, Catostomidae.
CACCAAUAGGGUUGCGAAACCAUGAGGUCAACAACAUGCGGAUUCAAUGUCAAAGACACACCGUGUGCUGCGCAUCAUGAAAUCUCUUCAUUAAUGUUGAUCUUUUAAACAGAUAACGUGUCUUUUGAGGCUGCUUGCUUACUUAGUCAUCAUGGCAACGUGUGGAGGAUGCCGGUUCUUUUUCCUGACUCUAAGGACUCUGUGUAGACCACCCAACGCUCGGCCUUUAACUAAGCACAUGACUUUGUCCACCUCUGCAAGGGCUUACUCUCUGGACUCAUUCUCCUCUGGGUCAAGGAAGCCAACAUCUCAGUCCGGCAAAGCAGAGCGAAUCUCUCCGUCCUCUGGUUCCGUUCAAAGGAACCUCUCUCUCGUUGCUGUGCCCCUGAAGGGUCAGUUCCGCCCGCUCUGCCGGUACGACCCUUUAGAUCUGGGUGACGUGGAUGAGAACACACAUAAAGCGUUGGCCUGCAAAAGCCUGAGGCGGUUUAUUGUGGACCCUGCCCUUGCGAGAAUUGUGACCGACCACCUUGCAGGAGACAUUGAAGAUGGGAAAGCAGUUAUAUUUGAGUGCAACCCAGGUCCUGGAGUGUUGACACGUGCUCUGCUGAAUCAUGGUGCUCAGAGAGUGGUUGCACUGGAGAGUGAAGCAUACUUCCUUCCGGAGCUGCAGGACCUAGAGAGCAAGCUAGAUGGGCAGUUGGAUGUGGUUCAUUGUGACUUCUUCAAACUAGAUCCCAUCGGCCAUGGAAGCAUGAAACCACCUGCCAUGUACUCCGAGAAGCUCUUCUCUAAUCUUGGCAUCCCUGAGUCACAUUGGACAGCAGAUGUCCCAGUGAAGGUGGUGGGAAUCUUCUCUCAGAGGAACGAGAGGAGCCUGCUAUGGAAGCUCAUCUAUUGCCUGUUUGAACGCCUUUCUAUUUUUCACUAUGGACGUGUGGAGCUGAUCAUGUUCAUCAGCAAAAAAGAAUACACUAAACUGGUGACCCGUCCAAGAGAUUAUAAGAACUACCAAGCUUUUAGUGUUCUCUGGCAGAUGGCCUGUGAUAUUGAGUUACUGCACGAGGAGCCAUUGUCAUCCUUUUUGACAACCAAGAGGAAUGGAACAUCCACCUCAAAGAGCACAAUGUCCCAGAUUGAUAACCUCUGCUUGGUGCGGAUAACCCCACGUGAGGACUUGUUUUCCUCCCAUCUCACUCCCUUAAAUGGCAGCACUCUGGUCAUAAUGGUGAAACAAUGCCUUGCUAAAAGGAAAAGCAGGCUGAUUGAACAAAUUAAUUCAUGGAGUCCUGGCAGUGGGCCAGACCUAAUUUCAAAGCUUGGCUUCUUUAAUGACACCCUGACAGGCGACGUUUACCCAGAUGAGUACAAGCGCCUGUUUGAGUUAAUGGAGCAGUCAGGAAACUUCACUGAAAGCUGGCUUUACGAAGAGACCUUGGAAACCAAGAACACUGGCCGCGGGUAACAUGGCCUGGGACAUAUUACCUGCAGAACUAAUCAUGGAUGAAAAACAACUGCUUGAUAAGCAACAGACUGUAUUGCUUAAAAAGAGACUCAGAUUUUAUAUGAGGACAAACUCUCCUGGUUAAUGAUGGCAAAUAAGUAGACUAACAUGUCUAUGAAGUCUUUUGAUAAAUUAAGAUUCCUGAAAUGUGGAUUGGCAGAACAGUUUUUUGUCAGCAUCCUUAUAGGUUGUCUGUGACUGAUGGUUGAAUACCUUUGAACAAGUUUGGAGACCUUCCCUAAAAUUUGUUGGUAUUGAAAUAAAAAGUAGUUUUGCCACGAAACGCAUUAAAUAACCAUUGUAUGUGUGUGCGCUAAAAGUGCACCAAAACUGCUUAAUAGCUUAAUAAUCACUGGAAAAUAUUGCAUUUUCAUUAUAGAAGAAAUAUCCAUUUGUAAUCCUAAUUAAUAGGACAUUUCCAACUCAAUUAUUAUGUAAAAUUUCAAACACAUUUUUUUUUUCACAUGUAUGUUUUGAAUGGUUGCUGUAUUUAAAUGAAUAUAUGUAUUUGUAAUAAAAUAACAGAAUAAC